GAUUUUAUGCGAUAAUAAAAAAAUUAGAAGAUACAAGUGUUGAUAUAACAAAAUGUUAUGUUUCAUGGAUUGUUAUUGGAAAUCCCUCCCAAGUAUCUGUCUUUAGUCCAAAUAAUCGAGAAUUACAAGUUGAUUGUAUUAAAAAAUCUAUUAAAUUGCAACCUGAUAAGUUUAACUAUGGCAGUAAUGAUACUAUUUAUACUUCCUUUACUUUACACGAAGGAUAUACUUUUUUUGCACAUGCAAAUCUUUCGUCAAUAAGUUAUGAGCCUAAUAAUAUUGUUAGAUUAGUUGAAUGGAAAGAAAAAUCUAUUAACGUUCAAAUUGAAUUAGCCUAUAAAAUUCAAUCAAAUGUAAGUUCACCUAAUGGUGAUUUCGAUCAUGAAGAUGAUGAUUGUUUAGCAAAUGAAGUAGAUUUGCGCAUAUGUAUUCUAUCUACAAAUUACAAAAGUUUAAAAGUUGACCAUGCCAAAGAAAGGUUAUGUCCUUUAGAACUAAUAGGACAUAUUUUAAAUGAGGAAAAUUUUAAUGAAAGUUUAUUUAAUGAAAGUAACAAAAAUGAAGUUUCUGUUAAUAUCCAAAAUAAUGAUUCUAUUCCAAGCAAAUCACUUAUUAUUCAACCUGAACCGGAUGAUAAAG
Molecule: messenger RNA, 639 nt
Organism: Rhizophagus irregularis DAOM 181602=DAOM 197198
Lineage: Eukaryota; Fungi; Glomeromycota; Glomeromycetes; Glomerales; Glomeraceae
Source: RefSeq, a predicted model, not a curated record